Molecule: messenger RNA, 651 nt
Organism: Alternaria postmessia
Lineage: Eukaryota; Fungi; Ascomycota; Dothideomycetes; Pleosporales; Pleosporaceae
Exons: 1
Coding region: 1-651 (216 amino acids)
Molecular function (GO): acyltransferase activity, transferring groups other than amino-acyl groups
Source: RefSeq, a predicted model, not a curated record
AUGACGACAGAAGACACGCUGUCCUGGACACGAGUUCGCGCACUCGCCUACUACGGUCCGACACACGACGUAGUGCACAGCGGACCUAUCAGCGAAGCCUCGAUACACGGUGUAGCGGAUGACCGCAAACGUGAGAUUGAGAAACCAAACACAUGGCACUGGAAGGUCGUAGACACAGAUCUCGAGCCCAGCUCCGACGACCCAUCAGAUAACGGCGGGCGCACAAUCGCUGUGUCAGUGUGGAGUAUGCAUAACAUGCAAACAGGAGGGGGAGAAGAGGAGAGUAUGCCUGGUUUCCUGCCUCCGGAACUGCGUCUCGAUGUUCUGGGGUCAUUGUUGGGUCCUCUACGGGCUGCUCAAGCCUCCAUCAUGGGCACAUCGACGCCUUACUUUAUGCUGAAUCAGCUGGCGACACAUCCAGAUCAUCAAGGUCGUGGGGCAGGGAAGUUGAUGCUAGAUUGGGGGAUGCGGAAGGCUGACAAAGAGGGACUGGUGACAUAUUUGGAUUCGACGAUGACGGGAAGGCCUAUAUAUGAGAGGAGGGGAUUCGAAGUGGUCAAGGCGCUUGAGUGGGAUCGUGUGCCUUGGGGCGGUGAAGGAAAGGACUGGCAUGGAUGUAUGGUUCGGCGGGCGAAGAGUGUAGAGCAGUAG